ACGUCACGUCGCUCAGAUUGUCAGAUUGGAUUCCCCUGCUUGAUUUGGACACCACAACGACUGGGCACCGCCGCCCACUGCAGAGUCCGGCCAUGGAGCUCCGCGAGAUGGGCGGCACGGGCCUCCGCGUCAGCGCCGUCGGCUUCGGCGCCUCCCCGCUCGGCAACGUCUUCGGGGACGUGCCCCGCGACGCCGCCCGCGCCGCCGUCCGCCGCGCGCUCGACCUCGGCGUCAACUUCUUCGACACCUCCCCGUACUACGGCGGCACGGUCUCGGAGUCCGUCCUCGGCGACUGCCUCCGCCACGCGGCCGUCCCGCGGGACCAGGUCGUCGUCGCCACCAAGUGCGGCCGCUACAAGGACGAAGGGUUCGACUUCUCCGCCGCCCGCGUCGCCCGCAGCGUCGACGAGAGCCUCGCCCGCCUGGGGCUCGACUACGUCGACAUCCUCCACGCCCACGACAUCGAGUUCACCAGCCUCGACCAGAUUGUGAAUGAGACCGUUCCUGCGCUCCGGAAGAUCAAGGAGAGCGGGAAGGCGCGGUUCAUUGGAAUCACCGGGCUGCCCCUCAGCAUCUACCCGUACGUGCUCGACCGGGCGCCGCUGGGCUCGGUGGAUGUCAUCCUGUCCUACUGCCACUACGGGAUCAACGACACCUCCCUGGUCGAUCUGCUCCCCUACUUGAAGAGCAAGGGCGUCGGGGUUAUCACCGCUUCGCCCCUUGCGAUGGGUCUUCUCACAGAUAAUGGGCCCCCAGACUGGCACCCUGCACCGGAACAUCUUAAGUCAGCAUGCAGGGCAGCUGCAGAGCACUGUAGCAAAAAGGGGAAAAGCAUCACGAAGCUAGCUAUGCAAUACAGCCUGAUGAACAAUGAAAUUUCUACAGUUCUUGUUGGAAUGAACUCUUCAAAACAGGUGGAGGAGAAUGUAGCUGCUGCAUUGGAGUUGUCAACAUCUGGCAUUGACGAAGAACUUCUGCAUGAAGUUGAAGCAAUUCUUGAGCCUGUGAAGAACAUGACUUGGCCUAGCGGUAUCCAGCAAGCCUAAUGUCUAAUAGCAGCUUGCUCAGUUGAAACCUUCGGUGUGCCAGUAUGGCUUGGUUGGUAACUAUAUGUGUCCAUAACUUCAGUUGCCGGGAUUUUGACAUGUUAAAGUAUACACAUGUCAAUUGUGUGCAUCCGCAUCUAUCCUGGAUAGUUGUUGAUCAAAGCGAAUGAAGGAUAUUGCUGGGAUUUUAUGGGCGGGGCAUCUUGUAACAUGGACAAUAAAAGAUCGAAGCUGAUCACUGAAUAAGCCUUUCGCAUACACGUGGGAUGGAUUAACACAUAUUAUUUUGGUUGCCAAACAAGCAAAUUGCACAUACUUUUACAGCGAGACAAGGCAUUGCUGAAUUACACACCA
Molecule: messenger RNA, 1400 nt
Organism: Panicum virgatum (switchgrass)
Lineage: Eukaryota; Viridiplantae; Streptophyta; Magnoliopsida; Poales; Poaceae
Product: L-galactose dehydrogenase-like
Exons: 5
Coding region: 93-1046 (317 amino acids)
Biological process (GO): L-ascorbic acid biosynthetic process
Cellular component (GO): cytosol
Molecular function (GO): L-galactose dehydrogenase activity
Source: RefSeq, a predicted model, not a curated record